Hevea brasiliensis (rubber tree) is the source of this 1821-nucleotide messenger RNA. Its product is annotated as protein DETOXIFICATION 27. The record is from RefSeq and is a predicted model, not a curated record. Gene Ontology annotation, biological process: xenobiotic detoxification by transmembrane export across the plasma membrane. The transcript is spliced from 8 exons. Gene Ontology annotation, molecular function: antiporter activity; xenobiotic transmembrane transporter activity. Bases 91 to 1578 code for a protein of 495 amino acids. NCBI's taxonomy places the organism in Eukaryota, Viridiplantae, Streptophyta, Magnoliopsida, Malpighiales, Euphorbiaceae. Gene Ontology annotation, cellular component: membrane.
GCCGAUUUUUAAUCCUCGCCUAUCAAUCUCACUCAAAAGAAGGCAAGAACUAGAAGCAACGUUUUCUUCUUUCUUUUUCAUUUUUUCUUGAUGGAGAGUAGCAAUGGAGAUGGUGAUCUCAGUGAAGCUUUGUUACCACAAGGUGGAGUUAAUAAAGAUGAUCAGAAAAGCACCAGCGAACUUGCAACAAAGGUCUGGAUUGAAACCAAGAAGCUAUGGCAAAUCGUGGGACCAGCUAUUUUCAGCAGGAUAGCUUCCUUUUCCAUGAAUAUCAUCACCCAAGCCUUUGCAGGACAUCUUGGAGACGUUCAGCUCGCUUCCAUAUCCAUAGCCAACACUGUUAUUGUCGGCUUCAAUUUUGGACUCCUGCUAGGAAUGGCGAGCGCUUUAGAAACGCUAUGUGGACAAGCUUUUGGUGCAAAAAGAUACCAGGUGUUGGGCAUUUACAUGCAAAGGUCAUGGAUUGUGCUAUUCCUGUGCUGUUUUUUGCUUUUGCCAGUUUACGUGUUUGCCAGUCCAAUCCUGAAAUGGUUAGGCCAGCCUGAUGAUGUAGCAGAGGAGACAUGGGUGGUGGCUAUGUGGCUAUUACCACUGCACUUCAGCUUUGCGUUUAUAUUCCCAUUGCAAAGGUUCUUGCAGAGCCAGUUAAAGAAUCAGGUGAUCGCAUGGGUUUCUUUGGCUGCCUUAGGGAUCAAUGUGUUCACGAGUUGGCUCUUUGUUUAUGCGCUGGAUUUUGGAGUUAUUGGUGCUGCUAUUGCUUUGGAUGUGUGUUGGUGGUUUAUGGUAUUUGCGCUGCUUUGGUAUGUUUUGUAUAGGUGUCCUCUUACUUGGUCUGGUUUUUCAGUAGAAGCCUUUUCUGGGUUAUGGGAAUUUGUCAAACUCUCUGCUGCUUCUGGAGUCAUGCUUUGUUUGGAGAAUUGGUACUAUAGAAUACUAAUAUUGAUGACUGGGCACUUGAAAAAUGCAACACUAGCUGUGGAUGCCUUGUCAAUCUGCAUGACUAUUAAUGGAUGGGAGUUCAUGAUCCCUUUGGCCUUCCUUGCAGCUACAGGGGUGAGGGUGGCAAAUGAGUUAGGAGCUGGGAAUGGCAAAGCGGCCAAGUUUGCAACGCAGGUGUCCUUGGUGGAAUCAACUAUAAUUGGUUUCAUCAUCUGUCUAAUUAUCGUGAUAUUCCACAACAAAUUUGCACUAAUAUUCACAUCAAGUAGUGAUAUUCUUGAAGAGGUGGACAAGCUCUCCAUCUUCCUAGCAGUUACCAUCCUCCUUAACAGUAUCCAGCCAGUUCUAUCAGGGGUGGCGGUGGGGUCAGGAUGGCAAGCAAUGGUUGCUUAUGUAAACCUUGGAUGCUACUACGUAAUUGGUCUCCCACUUGGAUUCCUAAUGGGAUGGGUUUUCAAAUUGAGUGUUAAGGGAAUUUGGGGAGGGAUGAUUUUUGGUGGAACUGCUGUCCAGACGGUGAUCUUGGCCAUCAUAACAAUAUAUUCAGAUUGGGAUGAGGAGGCUGAGAAAGCACGUGCUCGGCUAGCUAAAUGGUCAAGCCCCCACCCUGACGAUCAACCAGCAGAGGCUUCAAAGUGACAACACUUCUCGUGAUCACGUGAAUUUAUUUAUCUAUUUAUUCUGGGUAAAACAUGUGCAUUUAUUUUUUGCGAAGAUACAUUUCUCAACCAGCCACAUAUCGGAGGAUGAGCACUGCCUCUGCUUUUAUGGGAGCAAUUCCAACUAUAUAUUCAAAGUAUAAUUAUAUACUUAUUGAAGAUAAUGCUUUAUAUAUCAAUUAUUUAAGAUUGAUCCCAAACAAGGUUAUGACCCCGACACCAC